GUCCUCUCUGUUUGUUGCUCUAGCAAUGUCGGUCCGCCCCUUGAAACCUCAGUUAACACUUCUCUUAAAUAAUGUUCCUUUUACAGGGCUGGUGGACAUUGGAGCUGACGUUACGGUGAUUCGUGAUCCGGAGUGGCCAGGACCAUUGUGGGUUCCGGCCCGGUGUGUGCGACCAGCACUGAAACAGCAUGGCGUGGCACCAGGGGCUAUCGAACCCCAUACUGGAGUUUCAGCUGACCUUGGAGGAGAAUGCGGUGCCUCCCAGGUCGACAACGGCGGGACGGAAACAGAGGAGGUGUAGCGUCCCAAGCCAGCCCAUGACAUGGGGAGCAGUAAAAGCAUUGGUCGCUGCGGCUCAAUGAAGACUGGCAGCAAACCAACAGCCAGAGACUCCUGAGACUCUGUUUGUGGCAAUUCUUGCCCAAAUUACUGCUAAUUCUGUAUUAAUUGUAUGCCUUUUGUGCCUGCUAUUUCCUGUAGGGGUUGGCUCGGGAGCGCUUCCUCCGUUACGGGCCCAAAUGACAUAUAACCUAUGGGAAAGAUUGGCUUCAAUAGCAAAUGUUACCCACUUUUGUUUAUCUGAUUCUGUAGCAGCCGGAGAACUGUUAGGUACAUGCCUUAUUCCAGUAUGUCAUCACCCUGAGGAAAUAGGGAAUGAGACGAUGCUCGCUGCUUACGCGAAUCUCUCUUCCCAGUACUCUGGCAUGGCUAAUUGGGGCCCGGCCAACUAUACUUUGCCUCAAACGGCCGUAUCCCUCCACACGCCGUAUCCGGCCGGGGCCAACAAUGUCACCUGUGCGCGUGUGGUCAAUUGCACUAGUACAAAGGUGCCCUUAAGCUGUCGGCAAAUUUCUCAACCUUUUUUAAAUUGUUCCCAUGCCGUGAAUAUUUCGUACAAUUAUGGCCAUAUCAUCCUACCAUCAGGGUGGUUUUUUACCUGUGGCUCACGUUCCUUUAGUUAUAUUCCCGCAAAUUUAAGCGAUGGCACCCUUUGUUGCCUCAGUAGAAUGACACUCAUUUUGCCUUUUGCCGGCCAAAAGCGCAGUAAAAGAAGUACACCCCUUUCAGAAGAUUGUGUCGCAGAUGUCAAUCUUCUCAGCCGCUCUGAGUAUACCGCCUUAGAGGCCUCUAUUGUUGGGGUCCCUGGGCUUGCCACUUAUACAGCAAAAACUUUAAAUGCCCUGGCGUGUUUUGCGGCAAAGGCAAUUAAUACUACAUCCCAGGCAAUUGCCCUACUUAACACAGAGCAACACGAAUUAAGGGAUGCAAUUUUGGAUACCAGAGCAGCCAUUGAUUUUCUGCUCUUGAAACAUCAUUUAGGCUGUUCCACGUUUCAGCAUAUGUGUUGUUUUAAUUUAACUGAUAAUAGUCAUUCCAUAGAAACUAGACUGGCCAAAUUGGCCAAUCUUAUGGCACACAUAUGCCAAGAUCUGGGGUCUGAGGGCUUUUGGAAUUGGCUUACAGGUUGGCUGCCCUCUCUAGGAUGGCUGCGACAAUUCUUCGGUUAUGCUGUAUUUGUGAUUGUUGGGCUUAUUUUUUGCUGCUGCUGUGUACAAUGUAUUCCCUCUUUGUUAAGGCUUUGUAGAGACCUGCCCUGGCAGGCUCCCCGAAGAAUAGCUGAUUUCACUGCCUUUCACCUCAUUCCACCGCUUCUGCUAGAGUCUCCAUAA
Caretta caretta (loggerhead turtle) is the source of this 1670-nucleotide messenger RNA. Lineage: Eukaryota; Metazoa; Chordata; Testudines; Cheloniidae. The record is from RefSeq and is a predicted model, not a curated record.